This is a messenger RNA of Knipowitschia caucasica, 918 nucleotides long. The record is from the annotation of a GenBank genome assembly. NCBI's taxonomy places the organism in Eukaryota, Metazoa, Chordata, Actinopteri, Gobiiformes, Gobiidae.
AUGGAUCUGCAUGAGGCCGAUAAACCCCAUCCUCGUCCCCCCCUCUCCUCACCCAGCCUCUCCCCCCUCACCUCCCCCAUCCCUCCUCCCCCUCUCCUCACCCCAUCCUCUCCCCCUCACCUCACCCAUCAUCUCCCCCUCUCCUCACCCAUCCUUCUCCCCCUCUCCUCACCCAUCAUCUCCCCCUCUCCUCCCCCAUCCUCCUCCCCCUCUCCUCACCCAUCCUCUCCCCCUCACCUCAUGGCAACCAUCAUCUCCCCCUCUCCUCACCCAUCCUCCUCCCCCCUCUCCUCACCCAUCCUCUCCCCCUCUCCUCACCCAUCCUUCUCCCCCUCUCCUCCCCCAUCCUCCUCCCCCUCUCCGUCACCCAUCCUCCUCCCCCUCUCCUCACCCAUCAUCUCCCCCUCUCCUCCCCCAUCCUCCUCCCCUCUCCUCACCCAUCCUUCUCCCCCUCUCCUCCACCCUCUCCUCUUCCAUCCUCUUCUCCUUCUCCCCCCUCUCCCCCCCAUCCUCCUCCCCCUCUCCUCACCCUCUCCUCUUCCAUCCUUCUCCCCCUCUCCUCCCCCAUCCUCCUCCCCCUCUCCUCACCCUCUCCUCACCCAUCCUCUCCCCCUCUCCUCCCCCAUCCUCCCUCCCCCUCUCACUCACCCUCUCCUCUUCCAUCCUCCUCACCCUUUCCUCCCCAUCCUCCUCCCCCUCUUACUCACACACACAGGUCUGUUUGGGGCAGAUAACGGCUCUCUCCACCAGGGUCCGGCUCAACUAAACCCAGACAGAACAGGACCAGAACAGGACCAGAACAGGACCAGAACAGGACCAGAACAGGAACAAGACAGAACAGGACCAGAACAGGACCAGAACAGGACCAGAGCAGAACCAGAACAGGACCAGAACAGAAUCAAACGUCUCCAGGACUGA